CAGGAAUCCCACGCGACGUCACCAUAGGGUGACGUAAUGCUUCUCUAAAUAGAUCGUAUUGUAAUCUUUGCUCAGUCCAACGUGGUCCCUUCAGAAAGAGCGCUGCAUCUUCUCUACACUUCUGCGGUUUAUGAGGAGCUGGAGCGAGAGAUGAACUCCGAGCAGGAAAGGCCGUUCAUUUGCAGCGCUCCGGGCUGCUCUCAGCGUUUCCACACAGAAGACCAUCUAAUGAUUCACCGCCACAAGCAUGAGAUGACCCUCAAAUUUCCCCCCAUCAAAAAUGAUAACAUGCUAUCAGACCAGACGCCAACCCCAACACGCUUCCUGAAGAACUGUGAGGAGGUAGGACUGUUCAGUGAGCUGGACUGCUCCAUCGAGCAGGAGUUCUGCAAAGUCCAAGAGGAGGAGGACACCAAGCAGAACAUUGCUAUUCAUGCACAAGCCGGCCCCAACCAGCACCAGCAGCCUCACAGCCGAAUGUCCAAUCAUGAGAGCAGUAUAGUGAUCCAGCAAGCACUGCCAUCACCACAGUCCAGCUCAGUCAUAACGCAAGCGCCUUCCACCAACAGACAGAUCGGCCCGGUUCCUGGCUCUCUCUCUUCACUGCUACACAGAAACAGACAGCGACAGCCUCUGCCAGCCUCCAUGCCUGGCACUCUGCCGGACCCCACCAUGCAGGGAUCCUCCGCCGUGCUCAUGUCUAUGGAGAGACAAAUGUCCAUGGGCUCCAACAUAAUGGGCAUGCAAGGCCACACCCACAGCAGCUCCUGUUCCUCUCCUCAUGUACCAUCCAUGCAUUCAGAAGCAAAACUGAGACUGAAAGCUGCUCUGGCUCACCAUCCGGGUUCAAUAUCUAAUGGCAACAUGAAUACGAUGGGUCACAUGAUGGACAUGAUGUCGUCGCGGCAAGAACAGACCGGCCAUCACCAUUUGCAUUCUCACCCUCACCAGCAUAUGCAGGGCCCACCCCAUGGUUACCCACACCACGGCCAUCACCAUAGCCACACCCAGACAGGCCACCAUCACCCGCAGGGUCACGGGCACCAUAACUCUCAUCCGGGCCACCUACACCCUGCACAUGGACAUCAGACGUCUCCUCACGCACCAAUGCACCCCGCUGCUCCCCAGUUAUCCCCGGCUGCACAGCAAAUGCAGCCCACGCAGACGCUGCAGUCUGGACCACCCAGCGGGGGUCGGCGCCGGCGCGUGGUGGAUGAGGACCCAGACGAGCGCCGGCGCAAGUUUCUAGAGAGGAACCGGGCGGCUGCUACACGCUGCAGGCAGAAGAGGAAAGUGUGGGUGAUGUCUCUUGAGAAGAAAGCUGAGGAGCUCACCCAGACUAACAUGCAACUGCAGAAUGAAGUGAGUAUGCUGAAGAAUGAGGUGACUCAGCUCAAGCAGCUCCUACUGACACACAAAGACUGUCCCAUCACCGCCAUGCAGAAGGAAUCACAGGGUUACCUCAGUCCAGAAAGCAGUCCAGCAGGAAGUCCGACCCCUGUGACCCAGCAGCAGGUCAUCCAGCACAACACCAUCACCACGUCCAACACAGCCCCCAAUCACUGCACAGACAUCAACCCCAUCCACUAGAGACACUCUUUCUCUGUCUUAGACGCUCGAACAGCUGCACCGUGAGCUCCGUGAACAAAGGCACACCUCUGGGCCUCUGUGUCAGUUCUUUCUUCCAUAUGUAUUUGGUACAUGUAAAUCUCAUGAUUUUUUUUGUUUGUUUGUUUGUUUAGUAAUUUGAACAUAGUUUCAAAAGGAGGCUCAUCAAAAUGAAUCCAUUGCUGAACUUUUAAGCAUGACCUGUUCACAGAAAGUCACCGUGAUUUUACAUAUCAGGAGAGAGUUUGAGACUGUUGUGUUUUUGCGUGUUUUACUGAUUUUUUUUAUUCUUCUUUUUUUUUUUUUUUUUACUGAUUUUACUGACUGUCCCUCGAAUACUACUGCCUUCCCACGUAUGCAGCAUUCGAAUUGCAGCCUUGAUGUGUCCUUUCUCAUUGCUCUGAACUGUAAUGCCAAAAACAGCUGUUCCUUUUAUAUCUUUCUACCUACAAAUGAUUUAGGAGAAUUAAUUGUUCUGUCACACUUCCAGUCUCCUGUAAGGCGAUGAACUAAGAAAACCUAAUUGAGAAUCCAUUAUGUAUUGAUGACAAUAACGAUGUUAAAUGGAAGCAAUAUACAUCAGUCUGACGUAUGCUCAACAACUUAGCUGUCAUUUAUUUGCAUUUUACCAGUUUUAAUUCACAUCCCCACAUCAGCAUUAAAGUAGCUGCUUAGCUGGUGCUCGCCUGUGCUGUUUUCAGCGGUGGCCAUGAAUUUUUAAAUUAAGCUUGCAGUAUAUCAAGUAGUAUUAGAUUUGAUUUCGAGUGUCUGCCUUGUUGACCAUGCGUCAGAGUUAUGGUGAGGCCCACUGUUUAUGUGUGUGUAUGUGUGUGCGCGCGUGAAUCUCAUUGGCCGCUCUAGCCAUAUGCCGAAUCUCAGCACGGUGACACCCUGGAGACAUCUCUGCUUACUAAAAACCUCUGGGCCAUGUUACAAAGGCCUUCUGUAGAGAAAGAAAAUAAUGUAAUCACCAGUAAUCAGUGUUUGUUUAAACCUGCACGGCCAUUGUUCUUUUGCAUUAAUAUAAAGUUGAAAUCUACCCUUUUUCGAGCAUGGCCAGAUGAGUCUGUCUCCUGGUUGCUCUAUGAUUAUGCAGUAUGCAAUACGAUCAUACAGUCUAACAGACUCAACAGAUGUUGAUUAGAUUGUCUGGAUUGAAAGACGUCCAGAUCGGGUGCUUCGGAAAGCUUUAUGGGCAGCCCUGCCUCUCAAGGACCAAGCAAAGAAUUAAUAGAGGUCUACAGAUUUUCCUACAGCAGAUACGUCGGGGUCCGUAGGAGGUCAAAUCUGCCGCUGCACUGGAGAUCUUCAUACUGAUAGCAGCUUCUUAUCAUUCUAAGGACAUUCCAAUGUGAACCCUAUUUUUGCCCUUUGUAUCUUUGUACAAAAGACCUCUUUUACCUCAGGACUACAUAAUCCCAGACACGAAGCUGCCCACUGUAGCCACGAGAGGCUGAGCAGGCCUUGAACCCCUGAUGAGGUUGCAUUGAUUAACUGUCUCCCUUUAACGUCGACUCAUUACAGAGCGCUUUAGUUCAUUUGUCUGCCUCUAAGAGAAUGUAGCAUUUUACUAUUUCUAAACAGGUACCAAUCUAAACUAUGCUUUCCAACUCUCACAAUGUGCCUCAACUAUGU
Clarias gariepinus (North African catfish) is the source of this 3243-nucleotide messenger RNA. It is a transcript of the gene creb5b, whose product is annotated as cAMP responsive element binding protein 5b. Lineage: Eukaryota; Metazoa; Chordata; Actinopteri; Siluriformes; Clariidae. Gene Ontology annotation, biological process: regulation of transcription by RNA polymerase II. The coding region runs from base 151 to 1590 and encodes 479 amino acids. Gene Ontology annotation, molecular function: DNA-binding transcription factor activity, RNA polymerase II-specific; cAMP response element binding. The transcript has 11 exons. The record is from RefSeq and is a predicted model, not a curated record.